UCUCUACAUCAGUUUCAUCAUCUUCAAAUUCCUAGGGCUGAUUCUACAGCUCGACUUCUGCUUCCACAGCUUAGGAUUCUUUUUCCCAAAGCUCAGCUCACCUGCUCUCGGCUUCAAUUCCCGCACUUUUCCGGCCAGUUGAGUGGAGUUUUUAUUGGAUUGAAGAAUUGGAGUGCGAGAAGCUAGAAGUUAAGUAUGGCUGCGGCUGAAGAGAAUAGUGCGCUGUUCCCAAUUUUUGUGUUGACGAUGAUUGCACUGCCUCUAGUGCCUUAUACGUUUGUCAAUUUAUACCUCACAUUCAGAAAAAAGAGCCAGAAUAUUAAUUGCCGUUGUUCAGUUUGCUUCCGCUCUGGGAAGUAUCGGAAAUCCAUAUUUAGACGUAUUUCAAACUUUUCGACUUAUAGCAACCUGACGGUGUUGUUGCUCUGGGUGGUGGUUGUGCUUUUGAGUUUCUACAUCAAACAUAUUAACACUGAGAUCCAAAUAUUUGAGCCAUUCAGCAUACUUGGAUUAGAACCGGGAGUGUCAGAACCAGAAAUAAAGAAGGCCUAUAGGAAACUUUCCAUUUUAUACCAUCCUGAUAAAAAUCCAGACCCAGAGGCUAACAAGUACUUUAUCGAUUAUAUAUCCAAGGCUUAUCAGGCUCUAACUGAUCCUAUAUCACGGGAGAACUUUGAGAAGUAUGGGCACCCUGAUGGCAGGCAGGGCAUACAAAUGGGAAUUGCUCUUCCCCAGUUUCUUUUGAACAUUGAUGGAGCAUCUGGUGGAAUUUUGCUACUUGGAAUUGUUGGAGUCUGUAUCAUUCUGCCCCUGACAAUAGCGGUCAUAUACUUGUCAAGGUCAUCAAAAUAUACAGGGAAUUAUGUCAUGCAUCACACAAUGUAUGCUUAUUACCAUUUUAUGAAGCCUUCAUUAGCUCCAAGCAAGGUGAUGGAAGUUUUCAUUAGGGCUGCCGAAUACAUGGAGAUCCCCGUUCGUCGAACUGAUGAAGAAUCGCUGCAGAAGUUAUUUGUGUUGGUCAGGAGUGAGCUAAAUCUGGACCUUAGAAAUAUCCGACAAGAACAAGCUAAAUUUUGGAAACAGCAUCCGGCUUUAGUGAAGUCUGAGUUAUUAAUUCAAGCACACCUGACUCGUGAAACCGCAGAAUUAUCUCCAUAUUUGCAGCAAGAUUUUAAGAAAAUGCUUGCCCUUGCACCUCGUCUUCUAGAAGAACUAAUUAAGAUGGCAAUCAUACCACGUACCCAACAAGGACAUGGAUGGCUGAGACCUGCUAUUGGAGUGGUUGAGCUAUCCCAGAGUAUGAUCCAGGCUGUCCCCCUGAGUGCAAGAAAAGCAACCGGCGGUUCAAGUGAAGGUUAUGGUCCAUUUCUCCAGCUGCCGCAUUUUACUGAAUCAGUGGUAAAAAAGAUUGCCAGAAAGAAAGUUCGAUCGUUCCAAGAUUUUCGUGAAAUGAAACAACAAGAGCGCGCAGAGCUGUUGACUCAGUUUGCUGGCUUUUCUGAUGCUGAAGCCCAAGAUGUGGAGAUCGUUCUUGAGAUGAUGCCUUCCAUUUUAAUUGAUUUAACAUGUGAGACAGAAGGUGAGGAGGGAAUACAAGAGGGUGACAUUGUGACCAUGCAAGCUUGGAUUACUCUUCGGCGAUGGAAUGACUCGAUCCGUGCCUUACCACAUGCUCCCUACUUCCCCUAUGAAAAAGAGGAGAAUUUUUGGCUGCUGCUUGCAGACGCAUCUUCAAACGAUGUCUGGAUGUCGCAAAAGGUUAAUUUCAUGGAUGAGGCCACUGCAAUAAUUGCUGCGUCUAAAGCAAUUCAAGAAUUAAAGGAGGGGUCUGGUGCCAGUGCAAAGGAGAUUAAGAUAGCUGUAAAAGAAGCAAUUAAUAGAGUGAAAUCAGGUUCAAGGCUAGUGAUGGGCAAGUUCCAGGCCCCCUCCGAAGGAAAUUACAACCUGACCUCGUACUGCUUGUGUGAUGCAUGGAUAGGUUGUGAUGCAAAGUCCAAUGUGAAGCUCAAGGUGUUGAAACGAACUCGUGCUGGCACGAGGAACAUUGUCUCUACAGAUGAAGUGCCAUCGUUAGAGGAUGGAGCCGAAGAUGAAGACGAGGAAGGCGAUGAUGAGUAUGAUGAUGAUUACGAGAGUGAGUACAGCGAAGAUGACGAGGAUGUCAGGGGUAAAGAUGCUCAAGGAGCUGUGGCAGAUGGCUCGGUACAUGAUGAUGCAAAGGGUUCGAGUUCUGAUGGUGGCUCAGAAAGUGAUGAAAAUUGAGCUUUUUACCUUUUUUUUACUGUUGAUUUUUUCCUUUAGUUACUCAAGUGUCACAUUACAAAUGACUAGAUAACAAAGCUAUUUGUUCCAUUUUUCAA
Molecule: messenger RNA, 2360 nt
Organism: Salvia hispanica
Lineage: Eukaryota; Viridiplantae; Streptophyta; Magnoliopsida; Lamiales; Lamiaceae
Source: RefSeq, a predicted model, not a curated record